AAAGUAAUUAUUAUUUUUUGUUACGAAUACUUUUUUUGUUAUAUAUUUUUAUAGUUUUUAUGAUUAAAUAUUACAUGAUACACGUAUAUAUGAGUUGUAAUUUUUUACUAGUGUCACGCUGCGUAUAUGGAUAUGGGUGUUGCAGUUAAAAAAAAAACCAGCUCCCCGACUCCGACUGUAAGAUUUUCUCCGACUACUGCUAUCAUUGAUCGCCAGGGCAUCCUUAGAACAGAAGGACGUCGGCAACCGAAAGCCCAAUCUGAAAACAAUCGGGACAAUAUUUUUGAAGACAAGUUUACUUCAAGUCGAAUAUGGAUAUUAUCGACAGUUGUGUUACUCUGUGGAAUUGUUGCAUUGACCUAUCGUGGCUAUUUAGAUACAAGAGCUGUCAACUAUCCCUAUGAAGGGCCUAAAGUUAUACAGAAAAAUAAUGACCUAACACUAUGGGGUACUUACAGACCAGGUGCUUACUUUGGAUUACGCACUAAGGAACCAUUGGGAAAAGGUUCUGUCGCUGCUGGCCUUAUGUGGUAUACACAAAAUAGUUUGAUGAGGACUGGAUCAAUAGACUCUUCAAUUCGUCAUAUGUGUGAUAAUGCUCACGAAAAUUUAGUAUAUGGUUAUGUGGAGCAUGAUGCUGUAAAUUAUGGACAUCAAGUAAUCAAUGAUGGAAAAGAAAAUGGUUUCAAAUUACAAACUAUAUUUUUGAGACCAAAUAAUAAUAGAAAAGCAGAUGCAUCGAAUACUGAUUGGACUACACGAAUUAUAUAUGAAACAAAUAAUUCUGUGUCAUCAGUGUCUCUAGUAUGGUAUGUAUAUAUUGAUCCUGGAGAAGAUGAACAGUUAUUGAAUAAUGAAGAAUAUUCUCUUGGCAUACUAAAAGGUGUAGAUGGUAAACUAGGAACUCCUUUAGUAACAAUUAUGGGCUCUACUCCAAGUCUAAGUGACUUUAAAAUGUCUGUUAUUCCCAUACCACCUAAUGAUACAAAUAAUUUAAGUAUACCAACAGUGCAUAUAAACACAAGUAUGAGUAGCUUAUGGUGUCCCAACGCGGCGAUGUUGAAGCAAUGCUUAGCAAAAUCAAUGGCUAUUAGACGGCAACCAGUUAAAGAGCCUGGAAUUAGUUCACAAAUAAUGCUUGUAGAUGAGAAGUAUAGUAUACACGAUAAUAGUCAAACUUCUAAUCUUUUGAACAAUUUUGUUGCUUUACAAGUAACAAUCAGUCCUAAUACUAAUAAAGAUAUUACAUCUAAAUUUAGAAGUUAUUCUUUAGAUGUAGCAUAUACUCAAAAAAAUAAAUACAUAAAUAAAGCUUUAUUUAAAGACUUAUCACCUAUAUUGGUGGGCAAUAAAUUUAGUUCAGUCCAUACUGAAUACAGUAAUAGAUUUCAACAAAAAUUUCAAAAUACAUUUCCAAUUAAAAUGAAAGAUAAUACUGCUGAUAAAUCUUUAUUGCUAGAUUUUGCAAAAGUUACUUUUAGUAACAUGGCUGGAAGCUUAGGAUACUUUUAUGGAUCAUCCCUAGUUAGAGAUGACGAUGAUGAGAACAAUUUAAGCAAUGGCGGUGUAUCAGAAAUAGAUAUAGUGGAUGCCGUAAAGUAUUGGAGAGCUGGACUUCUUACGGCAGUCCCAUCGAGAUCACAGUUCCCUAGAGGUUUUUUGUGGGAUGAUGGUUUUCAUGGUCUAAUGUUGGGAAGAUGGAGUGUUGAGUUACAACUGCAAAUUUUAGGCCACUGGAUGGAUUUGUUAAAUCACCAGGGAUGGAUACCUAGAGAACAGAUUCUAGGCUCAGAAGCCAGAUCCAGAGUGCCAGAAGAAUUUGUGGUUCAAAGUUCUCGAGCUGCCAAUCCACCGGCACUGUUACUUACUGUUGACUUAUUACUAAGACAGAUUAAACAACGUCGUCAGGCCAAAGAUGAUAUAUCUAAUAAUAAAGAACAAUUAAACUUUGAUGAAGUUGAUACUACAUUAAAAAAAUUAUAUCCAAGACUAAAAGCAUGGUAUACAUGGUUUAACCGUACUCAAAAGGCUGUAAAUAAUUAUACCAAACAUUCGUCCAAUCCUAAUGAGUUUCAUCUAGAUAAAAAAUUUAUUGGAUAUCGUUGGAGAGGACGUGAUGCAAUGACUAACAAGGAAUUGAAUCCAAAAACAAUGAGUUCGGGAAUGGACGAUUACCCUAGAUCAUCUCAUCCUGUCAACGAUGAUGGAACUUCAAACAUAGAUAAUAUUUUAAAUAGAGUAAAUGAUUUUGAUUUUGAUGCUUCUGAACGCCAUGUUGAUUUACAUUGCUGGAUGGCCCACGGUGCACGAAUAAUGAAUAAUCUUCUCAAUUAUCUACAACCAACAAGUAUAACUAAUUUUAAAAAUAAAUAUUCAAUACAUUUUUGGAUGUUGGUUGAAAGUUUGGAUCGUUUGCAUUGGGCACAGGGAAACAACGACACAUCUAAAACUCCAAUGUAUGCUGAUUAUGGUAUACACACAGAUGAUGUUAGAUUAGAAAAAUUAAAAGGAAUACAAGAUUCUGUGAGGGUAGUGGGACGAAAGAGUUCCCCUAAGUGGCGUUUUGUUGACUCACAUGUGGGGUAUAAUGCACUAUUUCCUAUGUUUUUUCGAUUAGUGAAGAAUUCCCAACGUUUAAAUGCAAUUCUAGACUUAAUCGAAGGAAUUAAUAAUGGCAGUACUGGAAAUCAUAGUUUACUGACUAAACGUUGUGGCUUAAGGUCUUUGUCAAAAAGUUCACCUCUAUACAGAGUAAGAAAUACUAUGCAUGACCCUCCGUACUGGCGUGGCUCUGUUUGGAUUAAUAUGCAAUACUUGGCAUGUUCAUCUUUACACUACUAUGCCAAUCUUCCUGAAGACACCGAGUCCACUUAUGGAAAUAAUGAUGAAUACGAAAACUUAGAACCAAUACGGUACUUAGAUGUGAAAACUAAGCAAAGAUGUACCAGAUUAUAUGAAAAAAUACGCAAUGAUGUGAUUCAAUGUGUGUACAAAGAAUGGAAGCGUACUGGUUAUGUAUGGGAACAAUAUGAUGAUGAACCUAUAUCAGAUAACAUAUUAGGUUUAAUUCAUAAGGGCAAAGGAACUAGGCCAUUCACAGGAUGGUCAGCAAAUGUUGUGCUCCUAAUGGCUGAAAUUUAUUAAAUCAUUUUAAACGUGUAUCAUAUUUAUUUUUGUUGUAUGAAUACAAUCAAGUACACACUUCAUAUUAAAAAUGUACACUUAUUAGGGAAUUCAGUGGUGGAUCUAUGAUUUUGUUUUAGGAGGGGCCAAACAUGUUAUAAUUAUGUUAUUUUGUUACUCAUAAAUUCAUGUCAAAUCAUAUGCAAAGACAUCUGAUUGGCCAUGGGAGGUCCAGGCCCCUCUUCCCCCCCUUUAAAUCUGCCACUGAGGGAAUUAAUAAUUAUUUUAUUUUUAUUAUACUAAUAGAGUUAGUUGGGAGGAUGUCAGUGCAAUAUUUGAUUCAACAAUUUUGUUUAAACAUACAAAAAAUGUUUUGCGGGAACGCAUUUUAUCCAUCUUGCCUUUGAGCAGUGUUUUUAAAUUACAGUUGUAAUCUUUUGCGAGAAUAUUUAGUAAUUUUCGUUUAUUUCUUCAAGAUUUAAUGUUAGAGACUCAAAAAAGGACAAAUGGUUAAAACCGAACAUAGCAUUUACUAACAUUCUACACAUUUUAAUUAAAUUGAGCCAAAAUCAGAUAAACUCACAACUUAUUAUAUUCUAAAUCUAGAUAAAUAAUUGUUAUUGCUUACUAAGCAAUAACUGUACUAUUAAUUAUGUAUUUGACCCACAAGUCUUAGUAUUACACUUUUUGAUCACACAUAAUUUGUAAAAAGUAGAAAAUAAUUGCUUAAA
Molecule: messenger RNA, 3854 nt
Organism: Myzus persicae (green peach aphid)
Lineage: Eukaryota; Metazoa; Arthropoda; Insecta; Hemiptera; Aphididae
Gene: GCS1
Product: mannosyl-oligosaccharide glucosidase
Exons: 4
Coding region: 127-3144 (1005 amino acids)
Biological process (GO): oligosaccharide metabolic process; protein N-linked glycosylation
Cellular component (GO): endoplasmic reticulum membrane
Molecular function (GO): Glc3Man9GlcNAc2 oligosaccharide glucosidase activity
Source: RefSeq, a predicted model, not a curated record